Molecule: messenger RNA, 4419 nt
Organism: Periconia digitata
Lineage: Eukaryota; Fungi; Ascomycota; Dothideomycetes; Pleosporales; Periconiaceae
Source: the annotation of a GenBank genome assembly
AUGAAACCAAAUGUAAACACCAUGCCACGACAAACAUGUCAAAAUGCAUUAUACUGUCAGGUAUCAAUACAACAAUGCGCCCUGCGCUAUGGGCCCGGCUACAACCUUCGUCAUCGCUGCGCGUUGCCCAAGUUCGAGAUGAGAACAGCUCACGAUAUGCCCCUUAUCAGCGGUCACUCCCAUCCUAAUCCUCUGGCCUCGCACACCUCUCCUCUCACAACCAUGGACUCUCCAGAAAGUCCGUCCCCCGCGCCACCAGAUUCACAAGCCCAGCUCAGUGCGACCUCUGCGCGCCCCAGUACUGCCUCGAGCUCCCGCCGCAACCAUGCCGAUUCCAAUGGUCCCACCCAAGACACCCUUCGACCGAGCUUUAAUGGCUCUCAAAACAAACGCCCAUCCCUUUCCCGCGCGAAGAGCGACAUAGGCCCCCGCCAUCCACCCAAACCACCCUCGGAAGACUUGGAAGAGGAGGACAACGUUACCGAGAACAACUUCAAAAUACGCCAUGGUUGGGACGACCAGCUCAAUUCGGAGGAAUACAACCACCUCUUGACGUCUUCUUUCUUCAUGUACUACACGGACAAGAAACACGAAACAGGCGGUAUUCCCAAGGGCGAGGACAGCGCUUACCCGCUGCAAGAAUGGCGCAUGCGGGAUCGCCUUAAGACGGUCUCCGCUGUCCUAGCUCUGUGCCUCAAUAUCGGUGUCGACCCUCCCGAUGUCAUCAAGACGAACCCUUGCGCCAAAGAGGAGUGCUGGAUCGACCCCACCGUCACAUCACAAACCCCCGGUCACACGCCCAUGAAUCAGAUCGGAAAGGCCCUACAGACCCAAUACGAGCAGCUCAGUAUGCGUACUCGCUACAAGAUGCUGCUGGAUCCAACCACCGAGGAGACGCGAAAGUAUGCCACUACCCUCCGUCGCAAUGCCCGAAACGAGCGCGUGCUAUUCCACUACAACGGGCAUGGUGUGCCCAAACCCACAUCAUCGGGUGAGAUAUGGGUGUUCAAUAGGAACUACACUCAGUAUAUACCACUCUCGGUCUACGAUCUUCAAAGCUGGAUCGGCGCCCCCAGUCUAUUCGUAUAUGAUUGCUCGGACGCGGGUCUUAUCAUCAGCAACUUCCUCAAGUUCGGUGAGAAACACCAGCUGGAAAUGGAGGAGGCUCGUCGAAGAGACCCCAACCUGGAGGUGAUCGAUUUCAACGACUGCAUUCAUCUCGCAGCUUGCAGAGAGAAGGAAUCAUUGCCGACCAACCCGGAUCUACCCGCAGACGUCUUCACUUCUUGCUUGACUGAUCCCAUCACUAUGGCUGUGAGAUUUUUUAUCCUCCAGAAUCCCCUCCCUACCAGCAUCCGGCCAUUUGAUGCCCACAACAUCCCUGGCAAGGUAUCUGAGCGUAGAACACCCAUUGGUGAACUUAAUUGGAUCUUCACAGCCAUCACUGAUACCAUCGCCUGGAAUUCACUUGACAAGCCUCUCUUCAAAAAGUUAUUUCGCCAGGAUCUCAUGGUUGCCGCUUUGUUUCGGAACUAUCUAUUGGCACAGCGUAUCAUGAGAGUGUAUCACUGCCAUCCCAAGUCACAUCCAGAAAUCCCGGAGACUCAUGACCACCCGCUUUGGAAAAGUUGGGAUUUGGCCGUGGAGCUAAUUCUUGCGCAACUCCCCGACCUCCAAGCCGAGGCGAGAGGUGAAAAGGAAUACACAUACCGUCAUUCCGACUUUUUUUCUGAACAACUAACCGCCUUUGAGGUUUACCUCUCCCGUGGUGCAGUUGAGCAACAGGUUCCCGAACAACUCCCUAUUGUACUUCAAGUACUGCUCAGCCAGGUUCACCGACUUCGCGCCCUCAUCCUGCUCUCCAAUUUCCUUGACAACGGCCCGUGGGCUGUCAAUUUGGCACUUAGUAUAGGGAUUUUCCCGUAUGUUCUAAAAUUGCUUCAAUCGCAAGCGAACGAACUGAAACCUGUCAUGGUUUUCAUUUGGGCCCGAAUCCUAGCCGUUGACCAGUCUUGCCAGGCUGAUCUCUUGAAGGACAAUGGAUACCAAUACUUCAUUAAUAUUUUCAAUCCCUCUACGGGCAUUCCGAUUCAAAACGCGAGCGAACACCGCGCCAUGUGCGCAUUCAUCAUUGCCAUGUUCUGCAAGGACUAUAACCAAGGCCAACGUGCUUCUUUAGAUCCUGUUCUCGUAGAGAGCUGUCUCGAUCACCUUCGUGACAUGCAGAAUCCGUUGCUUCGACAAUGGUCCUGCCUAUGUUUAAGCAAGCUAUGGGUCAAUUUUGAAGAGGCGAAAUGGGUCGGGAUUCGGUGCAUGGCUCAUGAACGACUGUGUGAGCUGGUCAUCGAUCCCGUCGCUGAUGUCAGAGCUGCCAUGUUGAACGCGCUCACUGCCUUUUUGGGCAUCAGGGAUGUAACUGCACAAGUGGCUGCUAUCGAAGAGUCCAUCGCUUCUAUGAUUCUAGUCAUGACAGCGGAUGGUAACAGCAUGGUUCGAAGAGAGCUGCUCAUAUUCUUUUCUGCUUUUAUCGCUCGUUACAAGACUAAGUUCCUUGUUGCGGCAUUCGAGCAACUCUGCGAGGAAAGAAGUAGUGACCAGUACGCCAAAAGAGACGAUAAAAAUAGCGACGAUUUGUUCAUGAAGGCGCGCUCUGGAUCGACUUCUGUGUCACAGAUCUCAAACUCUUGUUCCCAAAAUAGCAUAUAUGCUGCUGUUUGGAGGGAAAUCUUAGUUCUCUCCGCUGACCCGCACCCUGAGAUCGCACGAGAUGCAGGAGCUGUCGUCGACUAUGUGCUCAUCGCACUUUUACAAUCACCGCUGGCCAAAUAUGCACAGCCGUUAUUUGACGAUAUCAUGAGAAAUGAUCCUACCAAGCGUACACAACGUCGCACCGUGGACGAAAAGCCUGCGCCGCAGGUAUCUCAACCCCCUACUCCUUCACGAGAAGCCAGCUAUCUUUCAUUGUUUGGAGGGCUGCGAAGGACUGGAAGUGUGGUGGGCUCUCUUAGAACGAUAUGGAGCAGCGGAAAUGAUUCCACGACUUCACCACAGAAGAGCCCAAACCGUACCAAGACAGACGAGAGCCUUAUGUCUCCUACGGAGGCAAGUUCGUCCGUUUCCGAUCGAUCCUACGCAGAAGAGCAACCACCCAAGACGAGAGGUUUCGUGCCUCGAAACCUUACGGAAGAACCUGAGCUUCCCCUCAAAAGCAGGUUUUUCGAAUGGUCCGUGGAAUAUUUCCGCGAGCCACAAAUGAAGCCUGCCGAAGCCGAUGAGCCGGGAAGCAUGGAUUAUAAUGGCAGACUGUGGAGAAGAAACCGCAACGAUAAAAUCAUUGCCGAGACCCAGCCGCUCAAGGAAGUCGCCGUGACGCAUCACUGGACACAUCAACAUGCUCUCUUUGACAACCUCAGCCAGCCCAUGAAAAUUGCGUUUCACCAGUUCGAGGAUCAUGUCGUGGUCACGGAUAACAAGGACAUGGUCAGUGUCGUGGAAUACACCGGGGGUCCGACGAAGAGGAUAAAUAGCUUUUCGAACGGCAACCCUGCCGACUCCAGAAUCACGCAAGCGCGAUUUGUCAACGAAGAUGAUCAGGCAUUACUCAUGACAGGCUCCUCAGAUGGUGUUCUGAAGAUUUUCCGCAACUACGACACCAGAGGCAAAACAGAACUCGUUACGGCUUUCCGGGCGCUGACCGAUCUUGUACCGAGUAAUAAGAAUGCAGGUCUUGUGUUUGAUUGGCAGCAAGGCCGGGGUUUGACAUUGGUAGCCGGUGAUGUCAAAGUCAUUCGUGUGUGGAAUGCGGCAACGGAGAUCUGCACAAGCGACAUUCCUGCUCGUUCCGGGUCUUGCAUCACCUCCCUGACAUCGGAUCAGGUCGAAGGAGAUGUCUUUACAGCGGGAUUCGGCGACGGCGCGGUACGCGUCUACGACCAACGCCAAAAGCCCGCCACAGCCAUGGUCAAAGUCUGGAAAGAACACAAACAAUGGAUCACAAACGUGCACCUACAGCGUGGCGGCCAGCGUGAGCUUAUUUCAGGAUGUCGCGACGGCGAAGUCAAGUUGUGGGACAUCCGCAUGGACCGCUCCGUCAAAACCAUCAAAGCCACCACAGACAACCUCAAGACGCUCAGCGUUCACGAACACGCGCCCAUCCUGGCCGUCGGUACCCAACGCCACCAGGUCAAGCUGUUCAACAUCAACACGGGUAAACUUGUCUCGCAGUGGGAACCUUAUUCGGGCUUCUUGCGCGACCGCUCACAGCCCGUCACCGCUAUGGCGUUCCACCCGCACCGCCUGCUCCUUGCAGCUAGCGCCCUCCACACAAAUUUCGUGAGCGUCAACGCUUGUAACGACGUCAGGCAAUCGACCGCAUCAUCUCUGAGGACAGUCAAGCUUUGGGACGGCGGUAAUGCUUGA